UGCAACAGAAGCAAGUAAAACUAAAUUCAACGGCUAUCAACAUACGAGCAAAUCUCAAAUUCAUUUUAAUUUGCCAACUGAUGUUCUGAAGAUCUGAUCGAAUUUUGGGAAAGUAUAAAUAAAUGCAUAUAUUCUGCUUUCAUUCAAGUUUCUUCGAUUCAGCAGUCGCCGCCCUUUGUCUCGUCCUUUAUAAUGGGAGGCGAUAAAGUAAUGGCAUCAACUUUUGUCGCAUAUUAUUGUUCGUGUUGCUCGGUUCAACUUUUUCUUGGUUUCUGAAGCUUCGAAUUUGGCUGCAAUUGAAGAAUUGUGAGAUUUGAUUGAGUACUGGGGCAUUGCAGCCAUUCCUUUCUCAAGGUUUGAAGGGUCGAGGAAGGAGGCUGAGGUAAGAAGUUUGCAUUUGAUAACAAAGCACUGCUGAAGCUAUGCCAUAUAUUUUAAAAGAAUCGAGUGUAUUAGCUUAUGUAGAAUGCUUAGCAAAUAUGGUAAAUGACUCGUGAAUGAAAAUUUAAGAUAUGUGUGUCCUUUUUGUUUUAAUUUGCAUUUUUUCAUUAUUUUCCCAGGUGAUAAAUUUUGUAGUAUGGAAUUACACGAGGGAUAGACUUAGUUUAUUGGUCCUUUUAUUGAAAAGUUUGUUGGUUGACAUGUUUCUUGGAUGAAUUCUCAUUUGCAGAUGGGACAGGAGAUAGCCAUUGGACCAGAACUUACUAAUCUCCCUCAAGACCACAAGUUCUCGUGCAGCAACACUUGUCCAUUCUCAGAGCACGACUACAGUCAGUCGGAUUCAGCACAACGAUCAAAGACAGCUAUCAAACUUGGUGGGCUUAUACUCUGUUACCUUAUAGUCAUGGUAAUCGAGAUUGUUGGAGGUCUGAAAGCCAACAGCUUAGCUAUUCUUACUGAUGCAGCUCACUUGCUGUCUGAUAUUGCUGGAUUCUCCAUUUCUCUCUUCACUGUUUGGGUUUCUGGUUGGAUGGCAACACCAGAACAUUCUUUUGGAUACCACCGUGUAGAAGUUAUUGGAGCACUAAUAUCGGUGCAGCUGAUAUGGGUCAUGUCUGUAUCUUUGAUCUAUGAAGCGAUCAAAAGGCUUAUUACAAAGCAAACAGAAGUGAAUGGCCGACUCAUGUUUGGAAUUGCUGCCUUCAGCUUGGUGGUUAAUAUCAUCUUGGUUCUAUGGCUUGGCCACGACCAUUCUCACCACGGUCACUCUCACCACGCCCAUUCUCACCACCACAGCCAUUCUCACCAUAACUGCAAGGACGAUGGCCAUAACCAUGAAGAAGAAGAAUCAAGAACAGGAGAUGAAGAAAGUACGAAUCUCGUCUCAAGUCCUCAUGGGAGCAGUCACAUGUUAAACAUCAACAUUCGAGGGGCAUACUUGCAUAUAAUAUGUGACUGCAUACAAUCCAUUGCUGCAAUGGUUGCUGGUGUUUUUAUAUGGAUAAAACCAAAAUGGCUAGUGGCCGAUCUGAUUUGCACUCUUUUGUUCACCACUUUUGCUCUAAGCACCACUUUCACCAUUUUGAGGGAUAUAUUCCAUGUGCUGAUGGAGAGGGCGCCAUCGGACAUCGAUUCUGCUCGUCUUGAAAAUGGUCUUAAACUAAUCACAGGAGUUCGCGAUGUUCACGAUCUUCAUAUCUGGGCCAUCACGUCAGGUAAGCACGUCUUAUCUUGUCACGUUGUGGUUGGAGCUGAAGUCAGACCUCAACAAAUACUGCAUGAGAUUAGGGAAUACUGUGAACAAACCUACAAAAUUUCUCAUGUAACUAUACAAGUUGAACAAGUGUGAUAUAGUCAUUGCGCUCUUCAACUGUAUUCCUUCUCUGCAAUGCAUUAUUGCAUGAUAAAAGAAAACAUUGAUUGAAAGUUGAAAAUGAA
This is a messenger RNA of Salvia miltiorrhiza (redroot sage), 1878 nucleotides long. Its product is annotated as metal tolerance protein B. The transcript is spliced from 2 exons. Gene Ontology annotation, cellular component: vacuole; plasma membrane. The record is from RefSeq and is a predicted model, not a curated record. Gene Ontology annotation, biological process: zinc ion transmembrane transport. The coding region runs from base 653 to 1789 and encodes 378 amino acids. NCBI's taxonomy places the organism in Eukaryota, Viridiplantae, Streptophyta, Magnoliopsida, Lamiales, Lamiaceae. Gene Ontology annotation, molecular function: zinc ion transmembrane transporter activity.